UCGGGCACAGUCUCCGUCGACCAGACAUCCAGACGAAUGGUUUGGGUAGUUUUUCUUAGUUUACUUGAAGGUUGCCACUUGCUUUUCCCAUUGACCAUGAAAAUGCAUGUUAUUCGAGGAGGUAGCGGGUAAGGUAUCUCCUGCUAGCGGUAUAAUUAGCCAAGGAGUUCCCAGACCUCGUGUGGCGUGAAUUGGUUUUUUUUUAGCACUAUCUAGUCUGCUAAUGUUUUCGUUAAUCUGAAUGGGGGUCUUCAGUUGUUAUUGCAUGUGGUGUUAAUAACUCACCAUGACGAACUAUUCAAAUUAACCGUUAGCUCUUGGUCAGCUUGCUAACCUGCGAUGGCUUAUUGUAGAAGAAAUGGCUACGAUGUGACGUGAUGACCAUUUGGCGUACGUUAAAUCGCUAAGUCUUUAAUGAUUUCAAUUGACUUUAAAAGCUUAUAGAAUAUGUGCUUACCUGGGGCACAUACAUGCAUACAGACACACACAUCGAGGCCAGCAUUAACUUAGUGAGCGUACGCUUCCAGUUACGGCAAUGUCACGUCCAGCAGCUUGUUGACGUUAACUUGACCAUAUCUGUCUAAAUAGAUUCACUCUUGUAAUCCAGCUAACUAGAGGGGCUCGUUUAUAGACAAUAACGGUGCCACACGAACUCGGCUGUUUUCUUUAGCGUUAGCUAUCAAGCUAGCGAGCUGACAGUAGCUGGUGGUGUGUUGCUGAUCGAAAACCACGAUCCAUAUGAGACGGGGAUUUAACCGACUACUGUAAAAGUCAAACUUGCUAAAAAUAAAAAAAGACCUUUCUCUCUCCCUUCCACAGUUAAGGAGAUCCUGUCGGGUUUGCUAGUAAAAGGGGAAUGCUGAAAUGCUGUGUUGGGGCAAUGCUUCCUAUGGACAGCUAGGUUUGGGUGGGAUAGAUGAGGAGAUCGUGGUGGAGCCCCGGAAAUGUGAGUUCUUCGAUGGGAAGCAGGUGCGGGAUGUGGGCUGCGGCCGAAGGCACACGGCCUUCCUGCUGGAGGAUGGGACAGUAUAUACCUGUGGCUGCAAUGACUUGGGACAGCUGGGACACGAGAAGUCUCGAAAGAAGCCAGAGCAGGUUGUGGCGCUGGAUGCACAGAACAUUGUGGCAGUGUCCUGUGGAGAGGCUCAUACACUUGCACUGAAUGACAAAGGGCAGGUUUUCUCUUGGGGUCUAGGCUCCGAUGGGCAGUUGGGCCUUAAUAACUUUGAAGAAUGUAUUCGUGUGCCUAGAAACAUCAAGAGUUUGUCAGAUGUUCAAAUUGCUCAGGUAGCCUGUGGAUAUUGGCACUCACUUGCUCUUUCCAAAGGGGGCCAAGUCUUCUGCUGGGGUCAGAACCGAUAUGGACAACUGGGUGUGGGAAUAGAGGGACAAGGCAUUUCCACCCCGCAAGUAAUCCAGUCUUUGCAAGGAAUUCCUUUUGCCCAGAUCUCAGCAGGGGGUGCUCACAGCUUUGCCCUUACACUCUCAGGGGCAGUCUUUGGUUGGGGGUGCAAUAAGUUUGGGCAACUGGGCCUCAAUGACAACAACGAUCGAUGUUUUCCAACUCUGCUGAAGUCUCUUAGGUCACAGAGGGUGAUUUACAUCUGCUGUGGAGAGGACCACACAGCAGCCCUGACCAAAGAAGGUGGUGUGUUUACAUUCGGAGCAGGUGGAUAUGGCCAGCUUGGACACAAUUCUACAAAUCAUGAGAUCAACCCCAGGAAAGUUUUUGAACUCAUGGGAAACGUGGUCACACAGAUUGCAUGUGGAAGGCAGCACACUUUGGCAUACAUCCCAUCUUCUGGAAAAAUGGACUCCUUUGGGCUUGGAGGGAAUGGCCAGCUUGGUACACGCUCCACUUGCAAUAGGAAAAGCCCUGCACCUGUCAAAGGUUCCUGGGUAGCCGCUAACUGUCCAAUCUCGGCAAACGCAGGGCAGGUCUGCGUGAAAAAGAUAUAUGCUGGAGGAGACCAGAGUUUUUCUCACUAUUACACUUCUAAUAACCACCAUGUUCCUGAUUAUGUGAGGAUACAGGACCACCAUAGAAAAAUUUGCACCUUGAAUACCGCUCUUAUACAGAGAUGGCUGAGCCACUUGCAAGGAAGACUCCUGCCAGAAAUCUCGAAUGAGAUUGACCUGGUGUUUUCCUCAUCAAGUUGCCUCAAUGGGUCUUUCUUGGCGACAAGUCACCCAGAUCACUACAACACCAGCAGUAAAUGUUCUGGGGUUGAUAUGAAUAUGGCUCGCCUCCUAUUUCACCGAUUGGUUCAGCAGGAUCACCCCGAAGUGGCUCAGCAGAUUGCUGCGAGUCUAGAGAAGAACCUGAUUCCCAGACUAAGCAACUCUCCUCCAGAUAUUGAAGCUCUGAGACUUUACCUCAUUCUUCCAGAAUGUCCCCUCUUCAGUGACCCAAACACAUAUGUGACUCUGGCAAUCCCAUUUGCCAAGUCAGUUGUCAGUCUAAAAGAAGCUCCACGGAAAGUGCUUGGAAACUGGUGGUCUACAUUUGAGCCCACAGUCUUCCAGAGAGUGGUGGAAUUGUACAAGGACGUGGUGGUUUAUCUACUGAAGAUGCAUAAGGUGGGCAUCCCACCAACAGAACAGAGAAUUUUCAUCUGCUUCCUUGACACAUCACUCAGAUUCUUGGAGAUCCUGCAUGCGGUGAGCGAGAGGGCAGGACACAUCAUACAGUAUGACAAAUUCUACAUCCAUGAGUUGGAUGACCUGGUAGACAUCAGAAAUGACUACAUCACAUGGAUCCAGCAGCAGAUGUAUCCUCUUGGUCACGAUGGUGCAGUCACCCUGUGCAGGUUUCCUUUUGUAUUUGAUGCCCAGGCAAAGACCACACUGCUUCAGACCGAUGCUGUUAUACAAAUGCAGAUGGCAGUGGACCAGGCACAGAGGCAGAACUUUAGCUCCAUGUUCCUACCGGUGGUAGAGUCUGUCAAUCCCUGCCUUAUCCUUAUUGUCCGGAGGGAAAACAUUGUUGGAGACACCAUGGAAGUCCUCAGAAAGUCCAAGAAUGUUGACUACAAGAAACCACUCAAGGUGAUCUUUGUUGGAGAGGAGGCGGUCGACGCAGGUGGAGUGAGAAAGGAAUUCUUCCUUCUGAUCAUGAGGGAACUCCUGGAUCCCAAGUAUGGGAUGUUUCGAUACUAUGAGGAGUCUAGGCUCAUCUGGUUUUCAAAUAAGACCUUUGAGGAUAUUGACUUGUUCCACCUUGUUGGGGCUAUCUGUGGUCUGGCCAUCUACAAUCUCACCAUUGUAGAGCUCCACUUCCCAGUGGCCCUUUAUAAGAAGCUCCUGAAGCGAAACCCAAUGCUGGAUGAUCUGAAAGAGCUGAUGCCAGAUGUGGGAAGGAGUCUACAGCAGUUACUGGAUUACACAGAAGAUGACAUCGAAGACACAUUUUGCUUGAAUUUCACAGUCACAGAGGAAAACUUUGGUGCAACUGAGGUCUUGGAACUUGUACCAAAUGGUGAGGAUAUCAAUGUUAAUAAAUCAAACAGGCAAGACUUUGUCAACGCAUAUGUGGACUACAUUUUCAACAGGUCAGUAGCGCCACUGUUUGAGUCCUUCUAUGCUGGGUUCCAUAAAGUGUGCGGUGGAAAGGUUCUGGAGCUGUUCCAGCCAAAUGAACUGCGAGCCAUGGUCAUUGGCAACACCAACUAUGACUGGAAAGAGCUCGAAAAGAGUACUGAAUACAAAGGAGAAUACUGGGCUGAUCAUCCCACCAUCAAAUUGUUUUGGGAAGUGUUCCAUUAUCUCCCUUUAGAGAAGAAAAAACAGUUUCUGCUGUUUCUUACAGGAAGUGACCGUAUACCCAUCCUGGGCAUGAAAAGCUUGAAGCUGGUAAUCCAGUCUACAGGUGGAGGGGAACAUUACUUGCCUGUUGCGCAUACCUGCUUCAACCUACUGGAUCUGCCCAAGUACACCAGUCUAGAGACCCUCCGUUUCAAAUUACUUCAGGCUAUAGAUCACAAUCAAGGCUUCAAUCUUGCCUGAUGGUACACAAAACACCCACGGGUUUGUGCCUAGGCUGCUGAUGGUAAUGACAUGCUCAGCUUUUUUCCAGACGCGUCUCUGCUAGCAGUUCUGCUCAAAGGGAUUCAGAACUUCCAACAUUCACAGUUGUGAAAUAUAACUCUUUGCUGGGGCCAAAUGACAAUGAAAACUGCUCCAGGGUUGGAUUUUCAAUUUCUCCAUGCCACCACAGUAUUUUACGCUUGACUGAUUUCAAGUUAAACCACGUUGACGGCUCUUGAUGUUUUUGGGUUUUUUGUUUUUUGUGUGUGUGUUUGGAUGAGUGUAAUGGCUCUUCGAGCUUGGUUGGUAUAAGUAAACAUUUCCUAUUUUACAUAAUCUGCUGUGACAACUGUUAAUGAGCACAGUAUGAUGAUUUAUGCUUUAGGAGUUAAUUUUCAUGGCUGUAAGCAUUCAACAACUCUAAUAAAGUUACAGCCGAUGUUCUUAGUUUGGCUGAUCAUACAGAACUUUGAUUGCAACACCUUGAUUUUGUAAAUGUUAAUUACUGUGACUUAAGUUAUUCACCUGUAACUGCAACUGUGAAAGCGUAUCGCUCAAAAGGUUAUCCAAGCAUUCUUUUGUUUACCAUUACAUUUCACAAUGGUGUUUUUCUAACCCUCUGGGCUCGUGGGGGAGUAGUGCAAUGUGCACCUUUGAAACUGCAAGACGAGGUGGUUUUGAAGUUCUGCACUGCAGGAGAGGCAACGGUGUCCAGGCAAGAGGCUCCUACAUUAACCUGCACAGUCCAGGCUGGCCCAUAGCCAACGUCGUGUGUAGUAGACUGCAUUUCUGGCAAAAUUCAGGUAGUGAAGUUUCCACUAUAUCCAGAAACACUUUGGUUUGUGAAACUAAACCUGUACUUUAAAAACUCUUUCAAGCGUUUCGUUCGGCCUAAAUAAAUAUUAGCUACUACAGCAAUUUGAAAGAUGUUUAGUCCUCUUCUCGGUGGCCUUUUCCAAUUGUUUUG
Molecule: messenger RNA, 4993 nt
Organism: Lampris incognitus (smalleye Pacific opah)
Lineage: Eukaryota; Metazoa; Chordata; Actinopteri; Lampriformes; Lampridae
Gene: herc4
Product: HECT and RLD domain containing E3 ubiquitin protein ligase 4
Exons: 24
Coding region: 865-4005 (1046 amino acids)
Molecular function (GO): ubiquitin-protein transferase activity
Source: RefSeq, a predicted model, not a curated record